Molecule: messenger RNA, 3830 nt
Organism: Spodoptera litura
Lineage: Eukaryota; Metazoa; Arthropoda; Insecta; Lepidoptera; Noctuidae
Gene: Nep4
Product: M13 family metallopeptidase neprilysin 4
Biological process (GO): protein processing
Cellular component (GO): plasma membrane
Molecular function (GO): metalloendopeptidase activity
Source: RefSeq, a predicted model, not a curated record
AUGACGCGCGUGGAGACGCGAUUCCCACCACAAACAGUAACAGUCAAUUCGCGAACAAAACGUGCUAAUUUUUGUCGAUUCCUGUCUGUUAUAGCGUUUGCUACGCUUUUAGCUGUGACAUACUUUCUAAUUAGAAGACCUAUUGACUCUCUAGGCGAUCCUUCAGAUCAAUAUACUGUUAAGAAUAUUCCCAAAAUCUACACGAAGUUGGAAGGGGUUGAUCCCGAAGAAAGGGACGUGUUUCAAGGGUUCCGCACGUCGUUCCUGCCGCCUGAAGAGUUAGUGCUUGCUCGUUCUAAUGCAAAAUCGAAGCGAGAAGUAUACGAGGGUAAUGUGACCAGUGAUAUUUUGAUAUGGGGCUCUUCAGGCAAGCAGCAUGGGACGCCGACCCGGGUGAAGCGAAUGAGUCAUUUCACAUUUACUUCACAAGAUUAUGACCAAGAAAGACAUUUGAGAAAUAAAGAAGAAGUCGGGGAAGCCGAUGACGAAGGAAAUGAGAGUGAGAGUGAAGUUGAUGAAGAGUACGACUCCAGCGACCAGUAUGACGAGGACGAUGGUAUUGAUAGCAUAGUCCGACCGGGGAUGCACGUGGAUCGAGGGCCAUUGGACGACGUGGUGGAACAAAUCCGCGGCCAACCAGAGCUGGAGGAAGGCGAGAUGAUCUCCUCAGCACAUAUUUACAAACCUUCCCAGUCUUAUGCAGGUAUUCAUGCUUUCUGGAAAGGUCAAGGAGAUAGAAACCAAAUCAGAAAUACACAAGCCAAGAUAAUGAAACAAUACAUGGAUGCGGAGGCAGACCCGUGUCAUGACUUCUAUCAGUACGCAUGCGGUAACUGGGCUGCACUCAACCCCAUACCAGCCGACAAAGCAGGGUACGAUACCUUUGAAAUGCUCAGGGAAAAUUUAGAUACUGUUCUAAAAGAUUUAUUGGAAUUCAAAAGGAAGGACAAAAUACCGUGCAAGUAUCCAGGAUCUCAUUUAGAUCUAGAUGAUAACUUUUUGCUAACUUUGAACCCUAUACAUAAAAGAUCUAAAUUGCAUUUUUACUCCCACACCGAAGAUUUAGAUGUAGUGGAGUCACAUUCCAAAGAUUUCUUUAAUAACACUCAUCAGGCCUCCUAUACUAGCGAUAAGGAAAAAGAAGAAAUUGUUAACCGAAUUCGAAGAUAUUUGGAUAAAAAAUCCAAAGAGGUAAUGAAACCAAUUUCCAAAUUCAAAACCAAAUUUAGAAAAUACAUGUCUCAGAAUCAUAAAAGAGAAAGAGUGAAAAGAGCAACAAACAAGUCUGAGAAUGAUCCUAAAACGACAGUGUUUAGAAGGAAGUUUAUGAUUAAAUCCAAAGAAAUACGAUAUGGUAGAAAGUUAAUGUCUUACAGAAGUAAAUUAAAAAUCCGAAAAGAAAGAGAAACCACUGUGGUUAAAGAAUGGAGCACAACAAAAACGUCAAAAAUAGAAGUUGAAGUUGAAUCAGUCACAGAUCCAUCAAAGCCAAAAAUUGAGACAGUUACCAUUAAUUCCACUAAAACAGAAGGUAAAGUUGAAGCGCAAACUCUUCUUCCAACAAAAGCACGACCAAAUGAUGAUCCCGCGCAUGGGGAUGCUGCGAUGAAAGCGAGAUUCCUCUUCAAGUCUUGCAUGAACUAUGAAAUCUUACAAAAACGUGGUCAUCAACCUCUACUGGACCUAUUAGACCUCCUUGGAGGAUGGCCGAUCCUAAAGCAUGAAUGGAAUGCCAGUCGUUUUGAUUGGCUAGAAUUAAUGGCAAAACUUAGACUUUAUAAUAAUGAUAUUCUAAUAUCGGAAUGGGUUGGACCCGAUAUCAAAAAUUCCGAUGAAUUCGUGAUACAGUUUGAUCAAACAAGUCUAGGAUUACCAACACGAGAUUAUUUUCUCCAAGAUUCAAAUCAAGUAUAUUUGGAUGCUUACAAGAAUUAUCUGGUUAAAAUUGCAAUACUGCUUGGAGGUGAUCCAGAUCAUGUUAAAAUAAGUGCAGAUCAAUUAAUUGAAUUCGAAAUAAAAUUGGCAAAGAUUACUUCAGCACCAGAAGACAGACGAAAUGUGUCAGAGCUGUACCGUAGAAUGCCAUUGCGGAAAUUGGAAGAGCUGGUUCCUCAAGUACGGUGGAGACGAUACUUGUGUGUGGUGAUGAACAGAACCGUGGACCCCAAUGAAACUGUUGUUCUGUUUGCUCUAUGUUAUGUCAGGCAUUUAGUUAAAUUGAUAAAAGAGACUGAACCGAGCACGUUGGCAAAUUACCUGCUCUGGAGAUUCGUGAGACACAGGGUCAACAACCUCGACGACAGAUUUCAGUCUGCCAAGCAACAAUUCUAUUUCAUUCUUUUCGGACGUGAACAAGCUCCGCCACGAUGGAAGAACUGCGUAUCUCAGGUCAAUUCCAAUAUGGGGAUGGCACUAGGUUCUAUGUUUGUACGAAAAUACUUCGACGAAAUGAGCAAAAACGAUACUUUGUACAUGACAAGAGAAAUACAGCAGUCUUUCAGAGAACUGCUCCAUAUGACAGAUUGGAUUGAUGACAAGACAAAGAAACUAGCUGCACAUAAAGUAGACGCUAUGAUGCUUAGAAUAGGGUACCCAGACUUCAUACUGAACAAGAAGGAAUUAGACGAUAGAUACAAGGAGGUCAAAAUACACCCGGAUAAAUAUUUUGAGAAUAUUUUAAAUAUUCUUCAGCAUUUGACAAAGAUGGAACAAGCUCGUAUUGGUCAACCAGUAAACAAAACGCUAUGGAACACCGCCCCAGCUGUAGUCAACGCCUAUUAUAGCCGAAACAAGAACCAAAUUAUGUUCCCAGCGGGGAUACUGCAACCACCGUUUUAUCAUCGACAUUUCCCGAGGUCACUGAACUAUGGUGGAAUUGGAGUUGUUAUUGGUCACGAGAUAACGCACGGGUUCGACGACAAGGGUCGUCUGUUCGACUGUGACGGUAACCUCCACCGCUGGUGGUCAGACACUGCGAUCGAGGCCUUUCACCGGCGUGCGCAGUGCCUCAUAGAUCAGUACGGGCGAUACGUGGUGCCCGAAGUCAAUAUGAAGCUAGAUGGUGUUAAUACACAGGGUGAGAACAUAGCAGACAACGGUGGCGUGAAGCAAGCGUUCCGAGCGUACUUGCACUGGGUGCAGCGACACGGAGUCAAGGGCGAGACCCUGCCCGGCCUCAACCACACACACACGCAGCUGUUUUUCCUCAACUUUGCUCAGGUAUGGUGUGGUGCAAUGCGUCCGGAAGCGAUGCGCAACAAGUUGAAGACAGCGGUGCACUCACCGGGCCGAUUCCGAGUUAUCGGCACUCUGUCCAACUCACACGAUUUCGCAAGGGAGUUCCAGUGCCCUCCCGGGUCACCUAUGAACCCAAAACACAAAUGUACUGUUUGGUGAUUGAAAUCAUCAUAGAGAACAUAGUGACGGUUUUGAAUCGCUGCUUAAAAUACGAAUGUCUUCUAAUGAUCAUCUUAUGAGGUUUUGUGCAACAACAGUCGGCUUGAUGAAAUAUAUUUGAAUAAUUUAAUCACCCCUUGACUUAUCCGCUUUCAGAUAAAUAUACGCGCGAUCACUGUAAUCAAUAAGUUAUAAUUUAUGCAAGCAGUCGUAGCUUAUCGAUUCAUGAUUUGCAAAUAAUGAAAGACACGUAACUGAUUAACAUUGUGCUACGCUUCGUAGCGGUUGUGCUACGAAGUUUGACUACGUGGCUACGACGCUAAAUUUUGUCGCUAUCAAUGUACUUUUACGAAUUUACUAUUAACUUCGAAUUAAUCGUGUUUAUCUUUAUUUUAAUAUAUAUAUUUUAGAUAAAAUGUAUUGCUGAGUGUAAA